UGACGUGGGAAACUCACCGCCCCUCCCCUCUCGAGAGGUUGCUACACGUCACCCCGGAAAGAGGCGUCCGCUCUUGAGCUGGCGGAGACGUGUACUGUCCUGAGCCGUGACCUCUCUUUUCCUCCGCGACCCGGAAGGAGAAAAGGUUGGGCCUGGCUCAAGAUGGCGCCACCCACGCCGCUUCUGGCAGUGCGAGGAUCUGAAGGACUCUAUAUGGUGAAUGGGCCUCCUUAUUUCACAGAGAAUACAGCAUUUCAAAGGGAGUCUGGGAAAAACAGCAAAGUUUUUGCUUUCAGCAAGGAUGGUUCCCUUUUUGCUUGGUGCAAUGGAGAACAAGUAAACAUCGUGAAUGUCACCAGCCACGAGGUGCUGCGUUCUUUUGAUCAGCCAAAGACAGUUUGCCUUGACUUCUCUCCAAAGAGCAAUGUCCUGGUAACAUGGCAGCCCUACACAACUUCUAAAGAUGGUGGACCAGGAGUGCCCAAUCUUCAACUUUUUGAUGUGAAUACUGGAAAGUUCUUAAAGUCGUUCAUCCAGAAAAAGAUGCAGAACUGGUGUCCUUGCUGGUCAGAUGAUGAAAGCAUAUGCGCCAGGAGUGUUAACAAUGAACUGCACUUCUUUGAAAACAACAACUUCAGUACAAUUGCAAAUAAACUUCAUUUGCAAAAAGUCACCGAUUUUGUGAUAUCGCCAGGGGACCAGCCAACUAAGGUUGCUGUCUAUGUUCCUGGAAGCAAAGGAGCUCCAUCUUUCGUAAGGCUGUAUCAGUACCCAAACUUUGGAGGCCCGCAAUCUGCAUUGGCCAACAAGAGUUUCUUUAAAGCUGAUAAGGUGACGAUGCUGUGGAAUAGUAAAGCUACUGCUGUGCUUGUAAUCGCUAGUACAGAAGUUGAUAAAACGGGAGCAUCGUAUUACGGAGAACAAAAUCUGCAUUACAUCGCAACGAAUGGGGAAAGUGCUGUCGUACAACUACCAAAAAAUGGUCCUAUUUAUGAUGCAACCUGGAGCCCCAAUUCCGCAGAGUUUUGUGUCGUCUAUGGUUUUAUGCCUGCCAAGGCUACAAUCUUCAAUCUGAAAUGCGACCCUGUGUUUGACUUUGGAACCGGCCCACACAAUGCUGCCUACUACAGCCCUCAAGGACACAUCUUAGUCUUAGCUGGAUUUGGGAAUCUCAAUGGGCAACUGGACGUGUGGGACGUUAAAAACUACAAACUCAUUUCGAAACCACAGGCCUCGGAUUCCACGUACUUUGCCUGGUGCCCCGAUGGGGAACAUAUUGUAACAGCUACAUGUUCUCCAAGGCUACGGGUUGGGAAUGGGUACAAGAUCUGGCAUUACACAGGCCCUGUCCUAUACAAGUAUGAAGUCCAGCAGAACGCAGAACUUUGGCAAGUUGCCUGGCAACCCUUUUUGGAUGGCGUCUUUCCAGCGAAGGCGGUAACAUAUGCUGUUCCGAGCAAAGUGCCGAACGAUGAGCCCAAGGCUGCCCAAGCUUACAGGCCCCCAGCUCUGAGAAACAAACCUGUGACUAGCUCUAAACUUCAUGAGGAUGAACCACCACAGAACAUGAGACCAAAAAAUGGCGAUAAACCUUUAUCUAAAACAGCACUCAAAAAUCAAAGGAAGCACGAGGCAAAGAAAGUUGCCAAACAGGAGGCCAGAGCUGAAGGGAGCCAGGAAGUUACUCCAGCCGCACCAGUACAGAAUGCAUCACAGAAUGCGGCUCCCUCCAUAACAUCAGGAGAUCCUGAGGUUGAUAAGAAGAUAAAGAACCUGAGGAAGAAACUAAAAGCAAUUGAACAGCUGAAGGAUCAGGCUGCUACAGGCAAACAGCUAGAGAAAAACCAGUUGGAGAAAAUUCAGAAAGAGGCUGCCCUCCUUAAGGAGCUGGAAGAGUUGGAGCUGGGUGUUUAGAAAGAAGACAGAUGAAACUCACGGGUUCGUUCUGUAGAAUCAUUUAAUAAUAAAAGACUGAAAAUGCUCAUUUAAAAACACUAUACACAGCUACAUUUUUAUUUCCUUGUCCCUAAUAUAUGGAUACAUGUAAAAAUUUUGAGCAGAAGUAUUGUAAAUCAAAAUGAGGCAAAAAAUUUGCUGUGAUUCCAAAAUGGUAUUACUGAACUAAAUAAAGUACAGUGGGUCCCUCUAUUUACUCUUUGGCCAGAUAACAUAGAAGUGACCCUUAUGUAAUAAGAAGAUUGUAGAAUAUAAUAAAAAGCAUUUUCCAUUUAAUAAAGAUUUUGGUGUUCUCUUUA
Messenger RNA from Zootoca vivipara (common lizard), 2255 nucleotides. RefSeq names its product eukaryotic translation initiation factor 2A (gene EIF2A). NCBI's taxonomy places the organism in Eukaryota, Metazoa, Chordata, Lepidosauria, Squamata, Lacertidae. Gene Ontology annotation, molecular function: translation initiation factor activity; tRNA binding; ribosome binding. Gene Ontology annotation, cellular component: cytosolic small ribosomal subunit. The record is from RefSeq and is a predicted model, not a curated record. Gene Ontology annotation, biological process: translational initiation.